Molecule: messenger RNA, 207 nt
Organism: Penicillium psychrosexuale
Lineage: Eukaryota; Fungi; Ascomycota; Eurotiomycetes; Eurotiales; Aspergillaceae
Exons: 1
Coding region: 1-207 (68 amino acids)
Source: RefSeq, a predicted model, not a curated record
AUGUCCGUAUCCCGCAAAGCCAACAGAACGCCGCCAGCAAGAAUACGUCCAACCCCAAGCCCUCGCAAAGAACACCAUAAGAAUGCCAUCCAGCCACCCAAGUCCCCUCUUCCCCCUAAUCCCCAAACCCUCGCACCCUUUACGCCACAGCCAUUGGUCGCCCACCCGUCCUCAUGGAAGCGAAGCGGACACGGCAACCCCAGAUAG